This is a messenger RNA of Gigantopelta aegis, 5783 nucleotides long. RefSeq lists its product as uncharacterized. Bases 1174 to 3018 code for a protein of 614 amino acids. NCBI's taxonomy places the organism in Eukaryota, Metazoa, Mollusca, Gastropoda, Neomphalida, Peltospiridae. The transcript is spliced from 2 exons. The record is from RefSeq and is a predicted model, not a curated record.
GCGCUUUUCGUUCGUUUGUUAUCGUCGACUUCGUUCAACAGACGAACAAGCGGCGUAUAGGCUUUCUUGGAUUCUUGAGGGGAUUUUAUUUAUUCACUGGUCUCGUCCAAAAACAGAGACUGACACAAAGAAGCGACUGUUCACGACAUUGAAAGAAUUCAAUGAGAAGGAGCUGGAGGUCUUUUAUUUUUAUUUUAUUUUUGAAAUUGCGACGAAGGACAAAAUCUGCCAACACCUGCAUAACCGUAUAACGUGUGUUAAACUUAAACUUUCACCAUCUCAAACACAACCGUACGAUUGUACACUGCAGUUUGUGUUUUGGAAUUGAAGCAGAAAUCUUCAAAGGUGUCGAGGGGAAACUUCGGCCACUACGGCCAUCGCAACCGUAACUGCUGAUCCAUCAUGGUGACAUAGCGCUGUCAGGAUUACCGGGAAAAUAUUGUCGUAACUUGAAUAUGGUGUGACAUGUUGAAGAAGAUGUGCCAUUGUUGUCUUCCUGCAGGAACGAUUUGUCAGUGAGUGGUGCUGGGAAUAUUACUUGAACUGGAGUUACAGCACAAAGAGAAUUGUAAAUGUGAAGGGGGGAAAAAGUGCAUCAAUCGCUUUUUUGUUUAGGUUGUGCUACUGAAGUAAAAGUAAAACAAAAGUGAAAAUUGUGAAUGUGAAGAAGAGUGCUGCAAUACUUGAGCAAGGCUUUGGUUUAUUUUGUGCUACUGAAGUAAAAUUAAAACAAAAGGACAUUUGUGAAUGUGAAAAAAGUGCUACAAUACUUGAGAAAGGCUUUGAUUUAGUUUGUGCUAUUGAAGUAAAAGUAAAACUAAAGUGAAAAUUGUGAAUGUGAAAAAAGUGCUGCAAUACUUGAGAAAGCUCAUAAUUUUGGUCUGUGCUGUUGACGCAGAAUUCAGAAACAGAAAGACGUGGAUGUAGAAAAAAUUGUGGAAAUACAUGAAAAGGCAUUGUUAUUUCAAUAUCGUUAUUUCAUUUAAAUGUUUUUUAUGACAUUUUAGGUCUUAUUUAAAAACUGUUAACAAAUAUUUGUGAAACCAACAAAUUUCUAUUUAAAAAAAAAAAUUAUGUAAGGCUGAAUAGCUUUUGAUUGAAAACCAAUGGAAUCCAUGCAUUUCAUUAAACCGAUCUUUUGUGAGACGAGAGUGACGGAGAAGGGAGAUAACUAUGCAGCUAUCGACACAGCCACAACCUCUUACUCGCCUGAACGUGACGAAACACGACCGCAUAUGGAAUAAGGAACUAUCCGAUGGAUUUUAUGGUCUUAACAUUAAUAAGAAUUCUUUGUUUUCACCACCUCUGAAGCAUAUUACUCCAGAAAUUAUCGAGGAAUUGUGGGAAAAGUUUGAUCCACUGGAUUUACUAAUCGAUUUGGGUAGUGACAAAAGUGGUUCAUCUAGCGAUACCAUGAUUAUGAUGACCACAGAGGAAGAACGUAAAAAUGAAGAAAGCAUUAAAAAUAGUUUCUUAGCGUUCGAACUCCGGAAGCAUUCGAAACAUCCGUUCUCUCAGGAAUACAGCGUACAGUCUGGUAACCAUAGUAACUAUGAGCAAUGCACAGCUGGCGAGUUUCGGUCGGGCCAGUGUUUGGAUUAUGAUGUAAAUGUGGACGAAGGUUACGGCACUGACAGCCGCACCAACACGACUGCAUCACUGGCAUCGCCAUUGUCGUCUAGUUUGUCGUCGCUACUGACAUCGGAGAGCUCUUCUAGUCAAGGCAGUUUGAAAAAAAACACGAGUCACGUGAUGAACUUGAACUCGAGACCGCAGCAAAUUCAAGGAAGCGGACGAUUGGUCGUCGGCAACAAGCCAGCGAUGGUUGCGAAAAAGAAAGCACAGCCCGUGGAAAAAAGUGACAAUUCUUUAAUGGAGAGAUUACGAGCUCUAACCACCAUUCAGGAAGAGGAAUCAUCGUCAUCGGCAGCCGUCGAUCAAGAUUGGAAUAACACGAGAAACAGUUCCGCAGGUUCAUGUGCUGGCAGCAAGUAUUCUGCUGAUCAGUGCUUCAACAGCAUUCAGGACGGGAAUAAUUUCCAAGGAAUGGGGCAGGGUUAUGUUAGGGAGGGGGUGUUCAGGGCAAAGCCCAUACAUGUUUCGUCCGAUGUUGGAAAUCGCCAAAUACUGGAUAACAGAAUUUCUAAUGGAAAUAAUCGUUCUUGGAAUAGUUCAGACAAUGUGUCGGAUGAUAAUUAUUUUAGCGAAUCCAGUUAUCCAUUGGUGAACGGCAUUGACCGUGAUCAGAGAAGUGAAAAUGUGAGUGGUGGUCACCGAGGUAUUCUGAGGAACGGUAAUUCUAGAUCAGAAACCUCUCAAAGAUGUUUACCGCAUGAUGUAUCUUCCAUACAACAGGACUUAAGACAGAAACCGAGUCGCAUGAUUUCCAUGCCCAACUUAAAUGCUCCUUUUGAUCAAGCUGGCAACCAUUUUGAAAAUGGUGUCGACACGUCACAUGUGCAGAUGAGGCCGAAACCGUCAGGUAUGUGUGCGCCCGCGCGACGGUCACAACGCCAUUCCUGGGACUACUGUGAUGUUAAUUCUCUGAAAGGAAAAUUCAGCGAUACAGACAAUCACAAUUUGUCUGAGCGGAUACCCGAGCCACCAAAACUGUCCAAUCAGAUUCGUGCUUCCUCCGAAAUGUCGCUGAAAUCAGGGAGACCGUUGUUUGCUGCAUCGACCGAUAUUUAUAGACUGUUUCAAGGUCAGAGUCAUCCGGGAGGUUUUUCGCAGGUCAAAUCGGCAUCGCACCGUCAUAGCUUUCACGCCAUGCCAUCGCAGUCAUGGCAACCAAAUGUUUCGGUUUCCGAGGUCAAGUCCCGAUUGAGAGUGGCUUCUUUUGGUAUGCAGUUGAACAGACCCAAUGGUCCCGUCCCAGUUAAAGGAAAUCAUGACAUUUACAAUCAUGUAUCUGAGAGUUGUCUCCCUUGGGAAAUGGCUUCCGGCAGCAAAUCUUCCGACCAGUUUAAACACCGCUCCUUAUCAGAUGAUAAGGAUAAACUUUCUACUUUAGUAUAGUGCUAGAGUUUUGGUGUUUUAAUUAUCACAUUUAUUUUAACAGAAACUUAAUAAUGUUACACAGGAAACAUUUUGUUCAGUAUCACUCAACAUACGCAAUUUUCAGAGAUUGCCACACACUUCUAAAACAUUCAACAGUAGUUGCUAAUCAAUUUUUAAUUAACAACAAAUAUUUGUUAAUCAAGACUUUGAAAGCAAAAUGUUCCCUGUAAGAAAAGGUGAAAGCCAUUUCAGCCUGUUUACUGUAUUAUUUUUAUUUUAGUGGUUGCUGGUUGCCGACCAACUCUUGAAUUUUAGUUUAUUCUUCUUUUAUUCAACAUAUUUAAAACGUUUUAUCAUUUAUUAAUGAAAUACAUUUGCCAAAUUCAACUUUAAUUAACAUUUUGUAAUUUGGCAAAGGAUCAACAAGUUAUAUAUAUCAUUAUUAAAAAGUAUAGCUUAUACAUGUGUGAAGGGUCCAUGGAAAUAACCUGUUAUGUCACAUUAUUAAUAAGGUGAUUUUUUUAUAAUUUUGACGUUUACAACUCUGCAAACAUGGAAUAUUUAUUCCCAAGCAUAAUUUACCAAACUACUUUUAAUGGCCUACCAUAAUUAUAGGGUUUUAUUUAGUGUGUCAUUGUGACCUUGACAUACACAACCAUUAUAAUAAUAUCUGUUUUGAUGUCAUAGGUUAUUCUUGUGGACCCCUCAUGUAUUGUCCACCCCAACAUGUAUGUCAUAAUCCUUGAAGUAUAUCAAUUUGGAAAAAAUUACCAUCAAAUUGAUAGAAUAAAUUACUACAUGAAGACAGCAAUGUAAGUUUUCUUAUACCCAGCAAUCACAGAAUAAAUUUAAAUAAAUUUAGUUUGACUGUUUUUUUUCCCGAAUUCUCAGCAACCACAAACAUACCUCACCAUUAAAACAACAUGAAGAAGAAUGAUUAAUUUCUCCCCGAACUUGGAUCAUGGGAAGCCAUUAAAAAUAUUACCAUGGUGAUAUUUAUAAAUUGACACGCUAAGGGGAGAUAACAAUGACUUCUUGAACUAGUCUAAAAGAAGUGAUAAAGGAUGAAAAGUGAUAGCUCCCCUUGAAUGGUAAGUUCUGCAUAGAAGAAAAGUAAGUAAAUGUAAUUUGACUUUAUUUGCAUUAAAUUCCAAAUACACAUAUCUGUAUUAGUCUUAUUCAAUUUACUGUACUAGCACAACAACUAUGCUAUACAACAUAAAUAAAUACGUAACCCCAAUUAUCGCCAAAACAACCUAUGUCUUGGUAAGGGCUAUGGAACAGAGACAAUAUUACAUUUUAAUAAAAUGUUUCACGUGGUACAAAAAGACAAAAAACCGAAACGUUUUGCAGAGCUCGUUAAAAGUACGUCCGCAAUGGAGGACUUCAGAAUUGAGAACAAUGGUCUGCCCAUGCACAGAUAUGGAUAUACAAGGGAAGACAAUUCUGCAGUGGAGGAGAUGACUCAGGUUGUAUAGCAUUGUUGUUGUGCUAGUACUAGGUAAGUAUGAAUAAUAAUAAAAAUUUGAAACAAAUUUUCUAAAUCAAACAUAAUCAGGGCAGGCCUCUGAAUAUUGUAAGAGUGAUAGGUUCGUUCACACGUCUCUCAUAUAAGUAUAGUUGCGUAACCCUUUUUUUUUUCAUUUGCAAAUAGAAUUUACUACAUCAUUUAUGUGUUCAUGAUGGGUUACAUAAAAACAAAAUGGGUUACGCGAGUUCAUUUUUGCUUUUAAACCCAUAAAUGGUUUACUCAAAUUUCUAGAAUGGUCCUAAUAUAUUCUAUUUAUUUGUGAUGUUACAGACUCAUAUCCUGAGGUUUUAGGGUGCAGUAAAUAACAUGUAACAAAAUUUUAUGUUAAAAUUUUGAUUUUCUCAUCCACCUCUUCCACCACUUCUUCCCUAUGUGAAAAUGUUUUAAACCACCCAACCCCCACAAAGUCCAUGCCAUAACUCAUUGAUUUGCCAGUUUAAUUAUGAGGUCUUUAUUUACACAGCAGUUGCAUUAUCCAAUGAAAUUCUAAUGUUUAUUUUUAAAAUACAUAUUCAUGUGUAUCUAUAGAUUGAGUAAUUUAUUAUUUUAGCACAGUAGUUAAUUAACUUGUGACCAAUAUUAUAACCUUUGUAACCCAUCACAUUCAUCAACCGAUAUUUUCAAGAUUGUAAGGCCCAAGCUUCAACUUUCCAUUGUGGAGAAAAUAUAUAUAUAUAUAUAUUAUUUAAUUUCAGCUUGAGCAUACAUAUACAUUGUAUUAUCUUUCAUAUAUACAACAUUCAGUUCUCUGAAAAUGGCAAAAACAAUAGAUUCAUUUACACAAGCCUGGUCUUGUGUAACCCAGUUUUCAUUUGCAUAUUAAGUUUAUGACAUCAUUAACAUGUUCAUAACGGAUACUACAGAAAGGAUUGGGUUACCUAAAAUUAUUAGCGUAACCGGGAUUACUAAUUUAUAAAUGGUUUCUACAAAUUUUUAAUUCUCAGAGGCAUGAACAUUUACUCAUUUGAAAACAGAGUUACAAAACCCCCAUGUCUACCAGGUUAUAUCAUAUGUUAUACAAUUUGGUGAUUUUUUAAAGGGACACACCCUAGUUUUUAAACAUUAAGGCAUAAUUUUUACUAUUAUAGCCAUUUUUGAUACUGAAAUCAUUUUUUACUUAGAUUAUAUGGUUUAGAUUAUCAAUUUGCAUAAAUUUAAAGUGUUUUUGGUCAUCCUUGUGUUUUUAAUAUCACAAAAUGCAUUUCUCAUAUUUUUUUUAAUGCAUGUGCAUCUGAGAAGUAACAGUUAUGGA